Nicotiana attenuata is the source of this 375-nucleotide messenger RNA. RefSeq lists its product as uncharacterized. NCBI's taxonomy places the organism in Eukaryota, Viridiplantae, Streptophyta, Magnoliopsida, Solanales, Solanaceae. The record is from RefSeq and is a predicted model, not a curated record. Gene Ontology annotation, molecular function: RNA-DNA hybrid ribonuclease activity; nucleic acid binding. The transcript is spliced from 2 exons. Bases 1 to 375 code for a protein of 124 amino acids.
AUGGCUCUAGAUGGAGCAUAUUCAGACAACACUGCAGGGAUAGGAGGACUAAUUAGGAACUCCAACGCCGACUGGAUAUUGGGCUUCGCUGGAUCAGCACCACAUGAAUCAUCCACCUUUAUAGAGCUCUAUGCAUUGACACAGGGUUUGAAAUUAGCUUAUGAAAAUAACAUCAGAUCACUGGAGGUGGAGGUGGAUGCAAAGGAUAUUACCAUAGUAUUACAUACUGACAAUAUUGCAUUCUCUAAUAUAAUUGCUGAUUGCAGGUACUAUCUGGGCCAGCUAGGUAAUCCUGUAGUCCAACAUGCGUACAGAGAGCAAAAUAUGGUAGCUGAUCAAUUAGCAAAGGCAGGCCACAAUUUUGGAAAUGUCUAA